This is a messenger RNA of Cordyceps fumosorosea ARSEF 2679, 2709 nucleotides long. RefSeq names its product Autophagy-related protein 9. Bases 1 to 2709 code for a protein of 902 amino acids. Gene Ontology annotation, cellular component: phagophore assembly site; autophagosome. NCBI's taxonomy places the organism in Eukaryota, Fungi, Ascomycota, Sordariomycetes, Hypocreales, Cordycipitaceae. The transcript has 3 exons. The record is from RefSeq and is a predicted model, not a curated record. Gene Ontology annotation, biological process: autophagy of mitochondrion; protein localization to phagophore assembly site.
AUGGAAGCCUCGUCUCGACUCAUGUCUAAAUCGUUCUACGAGCAACUUCGAUCCCGAGACGAUGACGUUGCCGACCUCGAAGACGGACGCAUGCGAGCGGUCGACGAAGAGAACCUUGCACAUGAAUUUAGAGAUAUACAAGUUGACGAUAUAAAUACUGGAGGCAACCAUAUAACCGUGGGAAGUGCUGUGGCUGGACGCGGUCUCAAGAAUACCCCCUCCUUCUCGAAGCGACAAUACGGCAAGCAACCAGCCACUGUCUGGGCAGCCGACGAUGACGACGUGGAUGAAGAUGUGCCAGCCUCCCUGCUAGUCGAGAAUAACGCCGAACCGGUACGACGGCUAGAUGCGAUGGCGGGAGCGACUGCCCACGGUGCGCCUGAGGCGACGACCUGGGAAGGUCUAUCGCCUGGGUCACACAAAGCCCAAUGGGAAACUGUUAAAAGGCAACAUCGAUUAUACCGAGACGACAACAAUACAAACUUUCAACCUCAUUCUAUGAUGACUGGUACCCGGCUUGGAGGCAGGCGAGAGCGCGCUCUUUGGAGAUGGGUCAAUACGUCCAACUUGGACAGCUUCAUGAGAGAUGUCUAUGACUACUACGAAGGGGGAGGCAUGUGGUGUAUUCUUUGCGCGAAUGCACUUUGGCUUCUGGAAACACUCUUUGUCACUGUUCUGCUUACGUUUCUCACCCAAUGUGUUGACUAUGGCAAAAUACCACAGAGCAAAUCCCUGGAACAGGUCAUCGUCCCGCAAUGCACUCGAAGAAUGUCAGGUUUUUGGAACCUCGGAAUAUGGCUUUACUCUUUCUUCUUCAUUUGGAAAUCGGUUCAGUAUUUCUUCGAGAUACGCCGCCUAAUCCAUAUAAGGGAGUUUUAUAUCUGUCUAUUGGAGAUCCCAGAACAAGACAUGCAGACUGUGUCUUGGCAAGAUAUAGUUGCGAGGAUCAUGGCUCUACGGGACCAAAACCCCAAAACAGCAACAAAUAUACCGGCGCGGCUGCGUCGCUUUAUCGGUAGCCAGUCAAAGGAGAGACUAGACGCUCAUGAUAUUGCGAACAGACUCAUGCGGAAAGAGAAUUAUCUCAUUGCCAUGAUAAACAAAGAUGUGCUGAACCUCUCACUGCCGAUCCCCUUUCUUCAAGGGAGACAGCUCUUCUCCAAAACGAUGGAGUGGUACCUUCACUAUGGUAUCCUUGACAUGGCUUUCAAUGAACUCGGCCAGGUUCAGCAAGACUUUUUGCGAGCCGACCGCCGAAGAGUCUUGAGUGAAAAAUUGCGACAGAGGCUUUUUUUCGCAGGAAUCUUGAAUCUUGUAUUUGCCCCAGUUGUGCUUGCAUAUGUCAUUAUUGUCUACUUUUUCACCUACUACAAUGAAUAUCAAAAAGACCCUAAAUUAGCAGCGGCGAGGAAGUAUACUGCCCUUGCAGAGUGGAAGUUUCGUGAAUUCAACGAGCUACCGCACAUCUUUUAUGAAAGGCUGCAUAUGUCUUUCCCAUUUGCCACGCGAUAUGUGGACCAGUUUCCGAAAAGGAUGACUGAGGAUAUAGCCAGAAGUGUGGCAUUCAUGACAGGCGCUAUCACCGCUGUGUUAGCAGUGUGCACGGUGCUCGAUUCUGAAUUGUUUCUGGGAUUUGAAAUAACCAAGGAUAGAACUGUUCUGUUCUAUCUGGGCAUCUUCGGAGCCAUGUGGGCUAUGACUCGAGGCAUGGUAUCGGAGGAGACGGCGGUCUUUAACCCCGAAUAUGCCCUGCGCAACGUCAUCGACUAUACACACUAUAUGCCGGAUCAUUGGCAAGGUAGGCUGCAUAGCUUCGAGGUGAAGAAAGAAUUCGCCGAGCUUUAUAAAAUGAAGGUGGUGAUUUUCCUCGAGGAAGUCAUGGGAAUCAUAACGACCCCGAUGCUCCUACUAUUCGCACUUCCGAAAUGCAGUGACCAGAUUAUCGACUUCUUCCGGGAAUUUACUGUUCAUGUCGAUGGACUAGGAUACGUCUGCUCUUUUGCCGUGUUUGAUUUCAAGAGGGGAAUGGGUAACGGCGGCACCCGAGGCGCUGCACCCGACGUCCGGGAGGAUUAUUACACUACGAAGCAUGGAAAAAUGGCGGCGUCGUAUUAUGGCUUCUUGGAUAACUAUGUUAUCAACCCAAGAACAGGUAUUCCCGGUCAUCUCCCCCCCGGGACAAGGCACCAGUUCCACCCGCCUCCUGUGUUUCCAAGCCUGAAUUCGCCGACCCUAGCGGCAGACUUGCAUACGUCCCAAGUUGGGCGACCCGAUGGGCGACGUGAAUUUCUUCAUUCGCCUAGCGACAGAGCAACGUUCAAAGGCCCAGCGGGAAUAGCACAGCCGUCUCCCAUGGCAUCAAUGCUCUUGGAUCCACGCCACCAUCCCCCAAGCGGUGCGCGUGGUGGCAAAGGACUGUCAAAGUCCCGUGUGGCAUGGAAUUUGAGAGAGAGUAGGAUUGCCGAAGAGCCCGGGCAGACUCUGCCGAGAAAAGUGCAUUCUAAAACGGAUGACGAGUUUGAGGAUGACGCUGACGCUGACGAUGGCGAUGGCAUCUUGGGCGAAUCUGUUUGGGAGACAUCACCGGCCAAAGGCUUGAGCCGCGAAAAUAGUGCGGCAAAUACCGCCGAGCCCGAUGCAGGCGUUCUAGGCCUGAUAUAUCAACUGCGGCAGACGCAGCAUGGUCGUCGCGGGAGCAGCAUGGUUUAA